Myripristis murdjan (pinecone soldierfish) is the source of this 1206-nucleotide messenger RNA. It is a transcript of the gene allc, whose product is annotated as allantoicase. Gene Ontology annotation, biological process: allantoin catabolic process. The coding region runs from base 7 to 1206 and encodes 399 amino acids. The transcript is spliced from 11 exons. NCBI's taxonomy places the organism in Eukaryota, Metazoa, Chordata, Actinopteri, Holocentriformes, Holocentridae. The record is from RefSeq and is a predicted model, not a curated record. Gene Ontology annotation, molecular function: allantoicase activity.
AGGAUCAUGGCAGAGAGGAGAGCGGCGGUCCAGGCGGCUGCAGAGCCCGACUUCCUGCAGUUCAACAACUUGGCGUGUGAAACAGCCGGAGGGAAGGUGAUCUUUGCGACAGACGAAUGGUUCGCUCCCGCUGCAAACCUGCUCAAGAGAGAGCCUCCGCGGUUCAUCGCCUCGGCCUUCACUGAGUUCGGGAAGUGGAUGGACGGGUGGGAGACCAGGAGGAAAAGGACGCCCGGUCACGACUGGUGCAUCAUCCAGCUGGGAGUGCCGGGCCUGAUCCACGGCCUCGACGUCGACACCUCCUUCUUCACUGGGAACCAUUCCCCCUGCGUCUCCGUCCAGGCCGCCUGCCUGGACACCCCCCCCACCAUCAGUCUGGAGGGAGACCGAACCGGCAUGGCCGCCUCCGACAGUCAGCUGGCUGCAGUUGCCAAGCUGGGCUCGGAGGCGUGGCCUGUGCUGCUUCCUGUGACGGAGCUGCAGCCUGGAUACUCCGACUGCUGCCACAACUACUUCAGUGUGAGCUGCAGCCAUAGGGUCACACACCUGAGGGUCAACAUGCACCCAGACGGAGGCAUCGCUCGGCUGCGUGUUUACGGCGUCGGCCGGAGAGACUGGUCGUCUGUCUCCGCCCACCAGGACGUCGACCUGCUGGCUCUGACCAAUGGGGGAGUCUGCCAGGGCUACAGCGACGCCCACUUCGGACAUCCACGCAACAUGAUUGGUCCAGGCCGAGCCGCCAACAUGGGCGACGGAUGGGAGACGGCUCGCAGACUGGACCGACCCAGAGAGCUGGAGGUAGAUGGGCGGGGCAUCCUGCAGGUGCCCGGCUACGAGUGGGCGGUGUUUCGGCUCGGCCGGCCCGGGACGAUCAGCAGCAUCGAGGUCGACACAAACCACUUUAAAGGAAACUACCCGGACUCGUGCAGGAUCGAGGCGUGCACUCUGACCCCUGACCAGGAAGCUCAGUGCAUCCGGAGCAGAUGGACUUCUGGGAAAUGGAGGCUCCUCCUGCCUCCUCAGAAACUCCGCCCCCAUCACAGGCACCGCUACGGCGGCGAGGAGCUGGCGCUGAGCGAGCCGGUCUCUCACAUCCGGCUGGUCAUCGCCCCGGACGGAGGAGUGAGCCGCCUGCGGGCCUGGGGCCGCCCCGUGCCGCCCGCCGCCACGCCGCAGAGACACCGCAUCCCUGCCGCCAAACUGUGA